This is a messenger RNA of Erinaceus europaeus (western European hedgehog), 1368 nucleotides long. Its product is annotated as calreticulin-like. Gene Ontology annotation, cellular component: endoplasmic reticulum; endoplasmic reticulum membrane. Bases 1 to 1368 code for a protein of 455 amino acids. Gene Ontology annotation, biological process: protein folding. NCBI's taxonomy places the organism in Eukaryota, Metazoa, Chordata, Mammalia, Eulipotyphla, Erinaceidae. Gene Ontology annotation, molecular function: calcium ion binding. The transcript has 10 exons. The record is from RefSeq and is a predicted model, not a curated record.
AUGGUCAUGGGGCAUGAUUUUAGAGAUGGGGUGGUUUCUGAUGAUAAAGCAGGGGAUGUUAAUAUAAUGGAAGAUGGGCAACCUGAAAUUGAGGUGAAGGCCACGAAAGCUGUCCUUGGUAUGGCAACUGGAGGUGACCCAUUGACUAGCCCAGCUGAAGAUGGAUGGAAAAAACGGUGGGUAGAAUCUAAACACAAACCAGAUUAUGGAAAAUUUCAACUCAAUGCAGGAAAAUUUUAUGGAGACAGUGAAAAAGAUAAAGGUCUCCAGACGAGUGAAGAUGGCAAAUUUUAUGCUCUCUCAACCAGGUUUAAGCCUUUCAGCAAUGAGAAUGAGACCUUGGUGAUUCAAUUUUCAGUAAAACAUGAGCAAGGCAUUGAUUGUGGUGGUGGGUACGUGAAACUCUUUCCCAGCACUCUGAACCAAGAGGAUAUGCAUUCAGAGUCCGAGUAUUACAUCAUGUUCGGCCCUGACAUCUGUGGCUUUGGCAACAACAAAGUACAGGUCAUCCUUCAGUACCAAGGGAAAUAUCAUGAGAACAACAAAACCAUCAAGUGCAAGAUCAAUAAAGACACUCACCUGUAUACACUGAUCAUUCGUCCCAAUGCUACUUAUGAGGUCAAAAUAGACAACCAGCAAGUGGAGGCUGGGACUCUGGAGGACGAUUGGGCCUUCUUGCCUCCCAGGAAGAUAAAAGACCCCUAUGCCCGGAAACCAAGGAAGUGGGAUGAACGUCUGCAAAUAGAGGAUCCUGAGGAUAAGAAGCCUGAGGACUGGGAGGACUUUGAAUAUAUUCCAGACCCAGAUGCCAAGAAGCCAGAUGACUGGAAUGAGGCAAUGGAUGGAGAGUGGGAAGGGCCUCUGAUACCAAACCCAAAAUAUAAGGGACAAUGGAAGCCUCGGAUCAUUGACAACCCUAAUUACCAAGGGGAGUGGAUUCAUCCAGAAAUAGACAACCCUAAAUAUAAGCCUGACCCCAACAUUUCUCACUACUAUAACAUCAGUGUUCUUGGUCUGGAUCUUUGGCAGGUGAAAUCAGGCAGCAUCUUUGACAAUUUUCUUCUUACAAAUGAUGAAGAGUUUGCUGAAGAGGUUGGAAAUAAGACCUGGGGAAUAAGAAAAGAUAUUGAGAAGCAAUGGCGAGAACUGUAUGAGGAAAUGGAGAAAAGAAAAAAGGAAGAAGAGGAUGUGAAAAAAAAGGAAAAGGAGGAGGCAAGGAAAUAUGACAUCUGGGGACUUGAAGAGGGAAGUGAAGAGGAUUUUUCUGAGGAACCAGAAAAUGACAGGGAGAUAAAGGAAUAUGAUGCUGAAAGAGCAUUUCUGGAUGAAACUGAAGAAUUCCAUGUUGAUAGGAAAGAUGAACUUUAA